CGGGAGGCGGGGUGGGGUUCGUCCCGCGGUGACAGCAGCGCCCGGAAAUGCGCCUGCAGGGAGUGGGCUCCCCGCCCCUCGCGCCCAACCCCUGGGGCUGAGCUUCUCCUCCGUGCGCUGGGGGCCCUGCACUUGGGGAGGCCAGGGCGUGGAGCGGGAACCCCCGGAUCCGACCUGCAGCGGGCGGGGUCCUGGGGAGGCUGACCUUGAGGGAAGGGCCGGAGAGCGGGGUAGGGAACCGUCGCGGGGACGCCAUCUGCGCGUCGGUGGAGAGGAAGCAGGGACCCGGACUCUCGGAACCGGGGCAGGGCGACCUCGGUUCCCGCACAUUCCCCGGCCCUGAGCGCGGCGCCCGGAAUAGCAGUCCCGGGGUGGGGGUAAGGACGGCCAGUGUCCUCGCGGCUCUCCCGCCCUGGGCUUCACAAGGUCACCGGGACAUGGACUCUCAGACACCAGACCAGAGUUCAGGGGAGCCCGGGCCCGCGCGGGGCAGUCCGCCGCCGCCGCCGAUCCGCGCGGAAGCGCUCCACGGCCUCGUGAGGGCGCACCGGGCCGCCGCCCCUCUGGACCCCGGGCUGGGCGCGCCCUGGGAGGCCGGGUGGAAGUGGCCGCCCUGGGGUACCCCCGCCCCCCUCCGAGGGCCCCGCCGCUUCCGCUCAUCCUGGAGCGGUCGGGAGAGCCGGGACGCACCGCCAGCGCUCUACGUCGCCGGGUCCAGGGGAGUGGACACCAUGGGGUUCCUGGAGCCGCUGUUCCAGCUCCUGUGGGCAGGGACUCUCUGUGCGAAGCCGGCGCUGUGUCCGGACUGUCCCCCAGGAGCCAUGCCCUUCCGAGACCUCCAGUGUGCCCUCUACAAUGGCCACCCUGUCCUGGGCCCCCAGAAGACUUACCAAUGGGUGCCCUUCUAUGGUGCGCCCAACCAGUGCGAUCUCAACUGCCUGGCCGUGGGACAUGCCUUCUACCACAGCUUUGGCCGCGUCCUGGAUGGUACUCCCUGCAGCUGGGGUAGCCGGGGACUCUGCGUGGCUGGCCGCUGCCUAAACGCCGGCUGUGACGGUUUGAUGGGCUCGGACGCCCGCGAGGACCACUGUGGUCGCUGCGGCGGCACCAACGACUCGUGCCUCUUCGUGCAGCGCGUGUUCCGUGACACGGGAGCCUUCGCAGGAUACUGGAACGUGACUCUGAUCCCCGAGGGCGCCAGGCACAUCUACGCCGCCCAUCGGAGCCGAAACCACCUGGCGCUGAUGGGGGGCGACGGGCGCUACGUGCUCAAUGGCAACGGGGAGGUGAGCCCGUCCGGGAUGUAUGAGGCGGCGGGCACCCGCGUGGUCUACACCCGCGCUGCGGGGCCGGAGGAGACGCUGCGCGCGGCCGGACCCACGUCCCAAGACCUGCUCCUGCAGAUCCCUGCCCACCCUGUCCCGACACCCGCGGUCGCGCCCACCGGCUGCUCCACUAUUGCGGCAGUGACUUUGUGUUCCGGGCUCGAGUGCUGGGCCACCUCCGCCAGGCCCAGGAGACCCGCUAUGAGGUGCGUGUGCAGCUUGUCUACAAGAACCGCUCGCCACUGCAGUCCCUCGAGUAUGUGUGGGCACCUGGCCGCUGCCCCUGCCCACCAAUGGCCCUCCAUCGAGAGUACCUGCUGGCUGCCCAGCGCCUUGUCAACCCCGAUGGCACUCAGGACCGGCUGCUGCUGCCCCACGCUGGCUAUGCCCGGCCCUGGAGCCCCGCCGAGGACAGCCGAGUACGCCUGGCUGCCAGACACUGCCCUGUCUGAGCCCCCAGACCAGAAAGAUGUGCCUGACCAGGCUCAAACUCAGCCUAUUUCCUCUCUUGCCUGGCUUCCAAGGAACUCAGAACUAUCUCCCACCACAGCUAUGUACCUCUCCCUCAUACACAUUUACACACCUUUGCGUACCGUCAGUCAGAUCCACUCUCACAGUAGGCAGGCGCUGAUGAGAAAACACUGAAUUGCUUCUUUAACUCUGAUUUCUUCUCUCACCCUGACUGCCAGGAAACUGAUAGCUUUCUUUUACUCAAAAACUUUGUGUCUACUUUUAUUCCCCUUGCCUCACACUCACUUGCUUAGAGACGCUCUCACACGCAAGCAGGGCCCAUAGGAAGACAUGCCUAAGGAGACAUUGUAAUGUAUCCGUUUCCCCUCUUGCCUUGGCUACCAGGAAGCUCCUCACUAUGUAACUCCCUGAAACUCUGUGCCCUCUCUUCUUGCUGCCAUUUACCCAUUCACCACAAUGUAUUCAGAGACAUUGUCACAGACAGACAUACCCACUAGAACACAUGCCUAACUAGGCACUGUAACAUACUCAUUUCCCCUUUUGUGCUGACUACCAGAAGGCUCUUUCAAUUUUGUAUUGAUUUCAGGUGUACAGCUUAGUGGUUAGACAAUCAUAUACUUACCUAGUGCUCCCUUUGGUAUUUCCAGUGCCCAAUUAUCAUCAUGCAUAGUUAUCAUAAUAUUAUUGACUAUAUUCCCUAUGGUUUACUUUACAGCCCCAUGAGUAUUCAAAGAUAAUUUUGACAACCUCCGCAAUUCUAGAAGGGGUUCCUCCAGUCCACACUGCUGUUCACCCCUUUUAUAUUUCUACUUAGUUUUUACAAGCAAUUUUUUAAAACAAGGGCACACUUGGCCACAGAAAUGUGUGGAUGCACUGGUAGUGGGAUCCACAACUGUGCUCUCACAGCGUGUACACAUGUGAUCUCACAAACCCCAUCCCCUCUACCUGGUCCGUUCCCCACCUCCCUUCAGAAUGUCUGACACUUUGUGGGAGUGGAGGACAGGGACUAUAUGAGGAUGGGUAAACAUGGCUUUUAUAGGUCCCAAGCCUCUUCUCCAGGCCUGCGUGGGGGCCACGCAUUCAUCUCAGGCCUCCCCAGCAAAGGAAGCAGCCAGAGCCCCUCCCCUCAGGCCAUCCUCAUCUUCCUGUGUUGUCAGAGAUUCUCUUCAUUUAUUCUUCUGGAGCAAGAGGGCAGACAUCAGUCAUGUGAGAAGUGAGGGUGUGUGGGGGGUGGCUCAGCAAACCCUCCCCCACUCUGGGUGAGGGCGCUGUCUUCUGCCUCCCCGUUCCGGAUGGGUGCCCCACACUGUCAUUUUGGGACAAUCUGCUCUUCUGUACUAUCAUGGCUGUGUUUUCCCCGCUAGCAUGGAUACUGGCAGUGGGCAAGGGGCACACAAUAUCCAGGUCUCAGAGCUGGAUGGGCUCAGCCCCUGACUUUGCAGAUGACCUGAGGCCAGACCACUCCCCUCUCCUGGCCUUAAUUUCCCGGUCUGUGAGUACCCUUUCAGCGCUUCCUGGCUCUGAUCAUGGGAAUCACACUCUUCUGGAUUCCUUCCCUAGCCCCUCAGUUCACUCAUGCAUUCCUCCAACGGGUAUUUAUUGAGUGCCUACUGUAUGCCAGGGGCCCAACAGUGCUUAGACCAUCCCAGGCCUGGCUCUGUCAUCUGCAACGAGUGCUGAAGCUGGAGAAACCUCAGUGCCCCAACUUCCGUGGGCAAAGUGGGAUGCAGUUCUGGAGGGAGAUGUGGGGCCUGGGCGCCCACUGGUGGCAGGAUGGGGGAAAGGUAGUCAAGGCACUGGUUACCUGCAGCCCUGAAGGGCCCUAUGCUUAUGUACCUCCUCCUCCACCCCACUUCUCUCAUCUGCACUUGCCUUCCUCAAGAAUGCCUCUCCUCACCCACCAGCCUUACACCAGCACCCACUUACGGCUCCAUUCUUCCCACCACUGGCCUGAGGUUGUCCCCUCUGCCUCCAUGUAGUAUGGGGAUAUGUCUGGGAAUAAGGGUCUCAGGCCUUCUCAGCCCCAGAACUCCUAAUCCCAAAGCAUCUGGACUGGCUGACGAGAGGUGCCUGCUCCUGGGAAGGGCCAGCACAGAGUCUCCUCCGGCAGACAGGGUGGCCUGUGGCCGAGAGCAGUGACUUCCCCAGCCUUUCACAGCUCCUCCUGUAAUGGUCUUGUAACACUCCCAGUAAACAUGCCAUUGUUUUGAUAUGCUCUUUCAUUUUAAAGCAGUCUAACCGUUUAAAGAGAGAAGAGCCGAAACCGGUUUGGCUCAGUGGAUAGAGCGUCGGCCUGCGGACUGAAAGGUCCCAGGUUCGAUUCUGGUCAAGGGCAUGUACCUGGGUUGCGGGCACAUCCCCAGUAGGAGAUGUGCAGGAGGCAGCUGAUCGAUGUUUCUCUCUCUUUGAUGUUUCUAACUCUCUAUCUCUCUCCCUUCCUCUCUGUAAAACAUCAAUAAAAUAUAUUUUUUAAAAAAAACCUUUUAAAAAAAAGAGAGAGAAGAAAAUCUUGCAAUUCUAAAGUUGCUCAAAUUCAACAGCGUGGUGGUUCAGGAAGGAACUACCAUUUGUACUUGCCAAGCAACGUAUUAUGCUGUUUUGCAUUGAAACACUAAUAACUCCAGGUGGUUACAUAGAAUGACAGAAACAAAGUGAAGCAUUCUGUUUUUUUCCUCUUUACAGUCAGUCCUCAGCCCUUUUUCAUUAGUUACUGUGUCCCUGCAGGGAUACGCUAGCCCAUCUGGGUUAGAGGCACACACAUUGCCCGGAGUGACUGCAAAUGGGUAGGAACCUCCUCUUGAAGGAAGCACAGGUGGCACAUCCUUGCUUGUACAGAACUGGGAAUUCUCCAAAUUGACUUCCCACAGAUGGUGAUGUUUAUUAAAAGAUGAAUUAAAACAGG
Molecule: messenger RNA, 4698 nt
Organism: Myotis daubentonii (Daubenton's bat)
Lineage: Eukaryota; Metazoa; Chordata; Mammalia; Chiroptera; Vespertilionidae
Gene: ADAMTSL5
Product: ADAMTS like 5
Biological process (GO): extracellular matrix organization; proteolysis
Cellular component (GO): extracellular matrix
Molecular function (GO): metalloendopeptidase activity; protein binding
Source: RefSeq, a predicted model, not a curated record